AUGAGGACGUCGUCUGACCGUUGGGAUCCAUCCAGUGUCUCACGAUUAUGCACGAUUUUCCGUUCGUUUAUCUUUCUUGAUUUUUUCUAGAACCCUGAUUUUUAUGUACCUUUUUGCGAUGGUUUUUAGUCGGCUAGUCCAGUUUGAUUUAUGAAAUUUGAAUUGAUCCGGCAAGCCUUAGUUUUAGAAAAAAAUGAUGAUUUUAAAAAAAUCAUCUCAAGAUAAUCUAAGUCAGAGUCAGUUUGAAAGAAUAAAACUUUGAAAUAAUUUUUCAAGUUUAUUUUAAUGUUUAUUAGUGGACUCGAAGGAUUUUUCAGUACAUCAAAUAUUUUUCAGUUUUGAAUCCUUCUCCUACAUCUCCAUCUAUCUCACCCUUUGUUGAAAUCCACGAAGGAUGCAGUAGAAAACAAGAAAACACGGCCGCUUCUGACCCAUUAAGCACGUGUAGGUAUUCUUCGACGGCAAGCAGUUCGUCGUACAGCCCUUCUUCCAUUCCAUUCUCCUCCUUUUCUAUAGAUUUAUGUGGUUACUACAAAUAUUUGGCGGAACCUUUUUUGAUUUAUUGUUCAUCACUUCAAGAAGUUUGCCUUGAAUGGAGACCCUUUACCUUCUACGAUUCUUGACAAAAAAGGCAAGCUCUUGAAUAACACUUGUUGAUGCUUUCACUACGGGUUUGUCCCAAGAACCGCCGUCAGUUUUGGCACCGAAAAGAAAGCAAAAAACGAGAUAUGUGCGAUGAAUGAAUGAAGUUGAGUGGUUCAGAUCGGCGGGGUUGAUUGCGCAACAAGUGCCACAGGCUUUCUUUUCUUCUUGUCCCAAUCGCCAAGUUGUUUCGGAGGAUCGCCGAUUAUCACUUCUAUCAAUUGUGACCGACAUCGGUUCCACUCGCUUGACCCAGCGUUUCCCCCGUUUCUGA
This is a messenger RNA of Caenorhabditis auriculariae, 916 nucleotides long. The record is from the annotation of a GenBank genome assembly. Lineage: Eukaryota; Metazoa; Nematoda; Chromadorea; Rhabditida; Rhabditidae.